AUGGUUCGAUUUUCGUAUUCUUUUAAUUUUUAUGAGGAAAGUGGAAUUAAUAGUAAUAAUAAUAUUAAUAAUGAUAAUAAUAAUAAUAAUAAUGUUAAUGGUAGUAAUGAAGAGAGAGAAAUCCAAAUGGCAAUUUAA
This is a messenger RNA of Dictyostelium discoideum AX4, 138 nucleotides long. RefSeq lists its product as hypothetical. NCBI's taxonomy places the organism in Eukaryota, Evosea, Eumycetozoa, Dictyosteliales, Dictyosteliaceae. The coding region runs from base 1 to 138 and encodes 45 amino acids. The transcript has a single exon. The record is from RefSeq and is a predicted model, not a curated record.